Messenger RNA from Daldinia caldariorum, 1179 nucleotides. RefSeq lists its product as uncharacterized. The record is from RefSeq and is a predicted model, not a curated record. Bases 1 to 1179 code for a protein of 392 amino acids. Lineage: Eukaryota; Fungi; Ascomycota; Sordariomycetes; Xylariales; Hypoxylaceae. The transcript is spliced from 6 exons.
AUGCUUAAUGGAUUCGAUUUUAAUUUCCAUCUACCGGUAAUGGUGUUCAUGUCAAAUUUCUCUGCGGGGCGACAGUCGGACGCGCGGUCGUACGGCAAUUGCGCCGGUGUUUCGACGGGUCUAGACUCGCUCGACGGUCCUCCGCCUACGUCCUACGGUGACAGCUUCAUCUUGGGUGACGGCGGGGUCUGUACAUCAAUGGGACCCGAUGUAGAUAUUCUUCUUGACGAAACUAUCCAACUCGAUGACACGUUUGAAUCACUACUGGAUUCGAUGAAUUGGCAUGAAUUCGGCGAUAUACAGGGACUACCUGACUUUGUAAGGCAGGAUACGCAGAUAGUAUCUAUUUCACGGACUAAAACCCUAAGUCACCAAGAUUAUUCUAAGAUGUCAGCUGUAUGCGACAACUCUACUCUAUGUAUGCAUCGUCAUCUGUACCUAACUGACACGCCGUCGUGGAUCCUACACGUAUUCUCGACAUGCGUUCUCUACGCGAACCAGACGGAGGCGACUCGUGGCCUCGCUCUGAAGAUUCUCCAUAAGAACGUUCAUAAUCCGAGAACAACAGCAAAUGUUGGAUCAAUAACCACGAGGAAGAAGCUUGCGAGAGUUCGCAAUAAGCCACCAGAGUCUUGGGAGCGCUGGUUAUUUGCGGAAAGUGUUAGGAGAACCUAUAUGAUAUCUGCUGCACUUAUUCAAUUUUGGAGUGUGUUGAAAGGGCGCAAAUUACCUUAUAUAGCUGAUCUUGGAGAUUGGUAUUACGUCCACAGAUGGACUUCGUCAAGACAUCUAUGGACUGCCAAGAGCCCCUUGGACUUUUAUAAGGCAUGGAGGGAGGAGCCUAUAUGGAUUAUAUCGGCGUUCCGCUUCGAUGCUUUUCUCGGCAUCGCCGUGGUAGCCUACUCGCCGCUGUCACGCGGCCUGCUCGCAAAACCCGCCUCGCUGGAGGAAAACUGCGCAGCUGCGUCGGUCGCGCUUUCGGCAGACGAGGUUGCGCGGAUCCGAGCGCUCGUCGAGACGGCUUUGUGUCGCGGCGCUCGUUAUCCUCCGGAGCAUGCGCUUGCUCUGUUUGCUGACACGCCGUUACCCGAGGAGUAUGCUCGCGGUUUGGAGGACCAAGGCAAGGUCUCGAUUACCGGUUCUCUGCAUGUGUUAAGCCCAACCGCAGGUCGGGACUGA